AUGGCCAAGAAGUGGGAAGACAUAAGGCCUUUAUCUCAGAAGGAACUAGAAGACCUAAUACCAAAAUCUGAUGAUGAACUCGAAGAUUUUUGGAGGCUUUCUAGCGGAUCAGAAACUGAGGAUAACUUGGAAGAAGAUUUCAGUCUUUCUGAAUCAGAAUAUGAGCCCGAAACAUCUGAUAGAGAAAGCACUGACUCUGAUGAAUGUAACUAUAGAAAGCGGAGAAGAAUUAAUAGAGGGUCGAAGCCAACACAGGAACAUUUUCCAGUAGAGUGUGAUCAAGGAGAUGGCCAAGUAGACCAGCUUGCUGCACAAAAUUUGGAAGAUGAACAAAGUGUAUCAAAUGACCAGGAGAUUGCAACACAGCGACCCAAUAUAGAAAACUUCUCUCAAACAGAAAGAGGGGGAAGUGUAAUCAGGAUAUUAGCGAUAAUGAAGAUCUACAUAACUUGGGAGAUAAACCACAUGAAACUAUUCUCAACAAGGGGAUGCGGGGCAAAAACGGUCACCGAUGGUGUACAGUGUCCAACAUACGUAAGCGCGUUGCCCAACGAAACAUCGUUCACGUGA
Messenger RNA from Acanthoscelides obtectus, 570 nucleotides. The record is from the annotation of a GenBank genome assembly. Lineage: Eukaryota; Metazoa; Arthropoda; Insecta; Coleoptera; Chrysomelidae.